GCAGCACAGUAUCAUCGCAGUAGCCGUAAGGUGCGCGGCAGACGUCGUGAGCCGGUCAGGGGCAGACGCUCAAUCGCAGUUCUCGAUCUCCUUCAUUCUCGAACCGCUCGCCCUUCCAGCACCAACAUGCGUGAAAUCGUGCACCUGCAAGCCGGACAGUGCGGAAACCAGAUUGGAGCCAAGUUCUGGGAGGUAAUCAGUGAUGAGCAUGGCAUUGACCCCACAGGGACGUACCAUGGUGACAGUGAUCUGCAGCUAGACAGGAUUAGUGUGUAUUACAAUGAGGCCACUGGUGGUAAGUUUGUCCCCCGUGCCAUCCUGGUGGACCUUGAGCCUGGUACCAUGGAUUCAGUCCGCUCUGGACCCUUCGGACAGAUCUUCAGACCCGAUAACUUUGUAUUUGGGCAGAGCGGUGCCGGGAACAACUGGGCGAAGGGCCACUACACGGAGGGGGCGGAGCUUGUGGACUCGGUGCUGGACGUGGUGAGGAAGGAGGCUGAGAGCUGUGACUGCCUGCAGGGCUUCCAGCUGACCCACUCCCUGGGCGGGGGAACGGGCUCGGGCAUGGGCACCCUGCUCAUCAGCAAGAUCCGGGAGGAGUACCCCGACCGCAUCAUGAACACCUUCAGCGUGGUGCCCUCCCCGAAGGUGUCGGACACGGUGGUGGAGCCCUACAACGCCACGCUGUCCGUGCACCAGCUGGUGGAGAACACGGACGAGACCUACUGCAUCGACAACGAGGCGCUUUACGACAUCUGCUUCCGCACGCUCAAGCUGACCACGCCCACCUACGGCGACCUCAACCACCUGGUGUCCGCCACCAUGAGCGGGGUGACCACUUGCCUGCGCUUCCCUGGCCAGCUCAACGCCGACCUGCGCAAACUGGCCGUGAACAUGGUGCCCUUCCCCCGCCUGCACUUCUUCAUGCCGGGCUUUGCCCCCCUCACCAGCAGGGGGAGCCAGCAGUACCGUGCGCUCUCCGUGCCUGAGCUCACCCAGCAGAUGUUCGACGCCAAGAACAUGAUGGCCGCCUGCGACCCGCGCCACGGCCGCUACCUGACGGUGGCCGCAGUAUUCCGCGGGCGCAUGUCCAUGAAGGAGGUGGACGAGCAGAUGCUGAAUGUCCAGAACAAGAACAGCAGCUAUUUCGUGGAGUGGAUCCCCAACAACGUCAAGACCGCCGUCUGCGACAUCCCGCCCCGCGGCCUCAAGAUGGCCGCCACCUUCAUCGGCAACAGCACCGCCAUCCAGGAGCUGUUCAAGCGCAUCUCCGAGCAGUUCACCGCCAUGUUCCGCCGCAAGGCCUUCCUCCACUGGUACACCGGAGAGGGCAUGGAUGAGAUGGAGUUCACCGAGGCCGAGAGCAACAUGAAUGACCUGGUGUCUGAGUACCAGCAGUACCAGGACGCCACUGCCGAGGAGGGCGAAUUCGAGGAGGAGGGCGAAGAGGAAGUUGCCUAAAUCCUGCUCCACAAGCACAAACCCCCUAAUGCUUCUUCUCUUUUCUUCCCCUCAUCUUUUCCCCAUCCCUCCAUCAUGCCUCCAACUCAACAUUCUUCUUCCUCACCGCAGUAGUUCUUAAGUAGAACAGACAUUUGUUCUUCUUCAUCUUCAUCCCCUCAUAGUAACAGAAGAUUUGACAUUGGUAUUGGUGAUCUGUUCAUUAGUUGUGUUUGUACUGUAUUUCAUGAAUGUGUCAUGCCUCAAAACAUUGAGCAGUAAACAACUCCUCCUCUGAAGAAUUGAAAAGAUGUCAGUUGUUCGGCUUCGAUUGAAUAAAGACAUGAAAAGUCCCGACUAA
Messenger RNA from Megalops cyprinoides (Indo-Pacific tarpon), 1801 nucleotides. RefSeq names its product tubulin beta-4B chain-like. Gene Ontology annotation, biological process: mitotic cell cycle; microtubule cytoskeleton organization. Gene Ontology annotation, cellular component: cytoplasm; microtubule. The coding region runs from base 127 to 1461 and encodes 444 amino acids. The transcript is spliced from 4 exons. Gene Ontology annotation, molecular function: GTP binding; GTPase activity; structural constituent of cytoskeleton. The record is from RefSeq and is a predicted model, not a curated record. NCBI's taxonomy places the organism in Eukaryota, Metazoa, Chordata, Actinopteri, Elopiformes, Megalopidae.